CAGAUUCUUUACCAACUGAGCUAUCAGGGAAGCCCUAAAUCAAGCAGAUCAGUUUUAACUUCACACUCUGAUUCUCAGAAAGACAGUGGUGUCCUUGGCUCCACAACUAGUGUUCCCAUACUGCCUCCAGGAUGUCAGCUAAAGCUAUAGAGAGCGGGGAAGGUGGUGCUUUGGGCGCCCUCCUGCGAGAAUUGCUGUCGGAAGAGGAAGAAGAACCUUCCCAGGCAAGCAAUCAGACCUCUGGUGGCUCUUCUCUUUGGAAGCCACCACGGAGGCCACAUCAGGGAGCAGAUGGCUUUGGCUCCUACCCCAGAGAUCCACCCCAGUCGGAAGGCAGCAAUUUCUACCAUUAUGCAGGCAUGACUGCAGCUGCUGUGAUUGGAGGAGUCAUGGCCAUGAGGGCUGCACCUGAGUUGCUGGACACCAUGGGUUUCACCAGAACAGGAAUCUCCCGCUCCUCCUUCGCGGCCAAUAUGAUGUCAUCAACUGCCAGAGCCAAUGGGGGCAGAGUUCCCUCUGGCAGCCUGGUCUCCAAUCUCCAGUCCAAGGGGGCAGCUGGACUUUCCACAUCAUCCAACAUCCUCCUGGGAUCUGCUGGGGCACUACUGGGGGCCUUGCUGUGGAAUUCCUCCAGCUCCUCCAGGAGGACCCAGUACUGAAACGGAAAGGGGCUCCCAUUCUGGAGGUGACCCUCCAGGGCAUCAGGAUGUCAGUCUCCCAAAUGACAAGUCCCCUGCCUCCCCAAAUUCUUCAAAGAAUCAUAAGAAAUAAAGUUGAGAU
Messenger RNA from Odocoileus virginianus texanus, 780 nucleotides. The record is from RefSeq and is a predicted model, not a curated record. Lineage: Eukaryota; Metazoa; Chordata; Mammalia; Artiodactyla; Cervidae.